UCCUCUCCUUGUUUACCGUCAGGUGCGUCGCGCGUACUGUGCGUCAAGUGCCUUGAUUUUUGCCUCCGAUCGUGUUCCCGUGAGGCCUUGAUAAUGCCCACGGGGCUCACGAGUGCGCCCAAAGGCGAUACCGAUUUUUCUCUACAGUGGUAAAAAAAAACGAAAAAAAAAAUGGGCUCCGGUCGUUAUUACCCAGUGCUUGCCGUCCUCUGGCUUACCUUCCACGGGAGCACCGAACUGGCUAUUCUCAUCUGUCCCGAGGGAUGUCGGUGCGACUACGCCGUCAACGUGCCACGAGUUAACUGCUCCUAUGCGGGGCUCAAAACCCUUCCCAGUAAUAUCGACAACCUCGUGGAGCAUCUAGAUCUGUCCAACAACCUGUUGACGGGUCUGCCAGCAGUCAUCAACCGGUUGACGAAACUCCAGCGCCUUAGCCUGGCGCGCAACCGAUUCACGUCCCUGCCCGUGAACCUGCGGGGCCUCGUCAACCUACGCGAACUCGAUCUCAGCGGUAACGAGAUCGGUAGCACCGACGACCUCAUCGGCCUGGAAGAUCUGGCGAGCCUCGAGACGCUCCACCUCAGUGGCAACCCCCUGGACAAGCUCGAUGGCUUGACGAACCCGAGCUUGCGGUCCCUAAAGGCUACUUUGUGCGAUAUCACAAAACUGGGGGACACGUCUCUUGAGGGCCUGCCUGAGCUCGUUCGGUUGAAUUUGAUGGGUAACCCGCUGAGGGACAUAGCCAAGCCGUCCUCGGCGAAACUCCAAUCGCUGGACCUUUCGAGGUGUCACCUGAAUGUUUUACCGGAGGAUGCGUUCGUGGGAUUGCCGGAGCUCCUAGAACUGCGAUUGUCCGACAACCCAUCGCUGGUAUACUGCACCAGGUCCAAGUGCCUGCGUCACGAGAAGCUUAAGAAGCUCGAUGUCUCUCGGUGCAACCUGGACAGACCUGGGCUCCAACGCUUGCCGUCCCUGACGCACGCCAAGCUGUCCGGCAACUCGAUCAGCAUGCUGCCCGACCGCGUGUUCUCGAACCGCAAGCUCACUCACCUGUUCCUCGACAGCAACCGGCUCGAGUACCUCAACAAGAGCGUGCUCGUCAAUCUCCCGGCCCUAGAGGUCCUCGAUCUGUCGGCUUCUGGUCUGAAACACGUGCCCACGGGCGCGUUCGUCAAAAACCCGAGGCUGCAGUUUCUGAACUUGUCCGGCAACUGGCUCACCGAUUUUCCAAAGCUAGGGGCAUCGAUCGCGCGCCUGGACCUGUCGGACAAUUCGAUCGGCAAAAUGGAUAACGACAGUUUGGAGGGCAUGCCGCGUCUGAGGCGAUUAGACCUGAGCGCCAACAACCUCGAGAGGAUGCCCCAAAAUUUGGUCUCCGACAGCCUGAUGGACUGGGGCCUCGGGGAAAACCGCAUCCGGACGCUCGACAAUGUUUCGUUCACCGGCCUUCCGAAUCUGGAAAGGUUGGACCUGUCUUCGAACCUGUUGGUCCAAGGCUUGCACCCAGGACUGUUCUACAAGAACGCGCUACUGAAAAAGCUGCACUUGCACGGCAAUCCUUGGUCGUGCGACUGCCAGGAGCUACGCCCUUUGCACCAUUUUCUCACAGUUCUCGGUUGCAACGAGGAGCCGCUCGUUUGCGCCAGUCCCAGCCAAGUCAGCGGCUACUCCUGGGAACACGCCUGCGAGAACGCGUGGACGAAUAAGCCCGGCAUCACGGCUCAGAGCAAACAAACGUUCAAACUCUUCCUCCUGGGCCUGCUGGUAAUCAUCGUGUGCUUCGGAACGGUCGUGUCGAUAAGACACAGGAUCAAAACGAAACGGCAGACCAGAGACCACUUGAGGCGGAUCCACGUGGCCGAAGCCAGGGAGAGGUUGAGAUUCUUGCAGAGAAGGAACCAGUGGCUGGACGAGGAGCUCCAAGGCUCGACGUCGGAGCCGCGAAUCCACCCCCUGGAGGUGCUCGGACCGCCGAGCUACGAGGAGGCCGUGACCAUGACGCGGCUCGCGCGCUCCCUCGACGCCCUCGACUCGGUCUCCGAAAAUCGGCAAAUUGCCGGCUCGUCCGAGAGCUUGCGCGCCAACAAGAAACGUCGGCCCCGACGAACCGCUCGUCGGACUCGCUCGCAGAGUGACGGGAACCUGGCCAGGGAGAUGCGGCGCAAGGAGCGCCUGCGUCGGGCGCUGGAGGCCAAGGAUGGCACUCGCGUCGAAGGCAGGCCCGGACCGAGACCCCUGACUCCCGCAGCAGCGAGGCGGAGGUCGAGGAGGCUGUCGGUGACACACAAUUGCAGUCCUACGGAUGACGAGGACUCGGAUGUUACGGAGAACUCGGGGGGUAAGAAGAAAAGCGGCAAAUGCCCUGCAUCGGUCAGAAACUCCAACAGGGAGCUCGGGAGGGAUGGGUACGACGGCGAUGGCACGGAUACCGAAAGCUGA
Copidosoma floridanum is the source of this 2439-nucleotide messenger RNA. RefSeq lists its product as uncharacterized. Lineage: Eukaryota; Metazoa; Arthropoda; Insecta; Hymenoptera; Encyrtidae. The record is from RefSeq and is a predicted model, not a curated record. Gene Ontology annotation, cellular component: extracellular matrix. Gene Ontology annotation, molecular function: protein binding.